AUGACAUCUCAACCUCUAUCCAAGAAACGUAGGCUCGAGCCCGUAACAGCCCCUGUCUCUCGCGAGCAGAAGAGCUUCACCGAAGUUCUGGAACAGCUAGACGCCGAAGAUGAUGGAGGCUCCAUCGAGACGUCGGCGGCCUGGCCGCGCCCACAAGCUCCGCACAUCGACGCCAAGAAGGACACUAUUGUCUUCCAGCAGAUCGAGGUCGCAGAGUCUAGUCAUCCCAAACAUGGACCGUCGCUGAGGUUGUUUGGGAUAACAAACGCCGGAAACUCGGUCCUCGCACACGUACAUGGUUUCAGACCGUACUUUUACGUCGCCGCUCCCAGCGGAUUCCUACCGGCGGAUUGCCAGGCUUUCAAGGAUACGCUCAACGCCUCUGUACAGAUGGGAACGCCAGCUGUCUCCCACUGCCUCACUGUGAAUCGCAAGUCACUAUGGGGAUACCGCGGAGACGAGACGGUUCCGUUCAUCAAGAUCAUGUGCUCUGAGCCAAAGGCCAUUCCCAAAGUCAAAGAUAGGUCCGUAGACUACAAGGGUCUGUUCCCACAAGAAGUCUUGACGUACGAGAGCAACAUUGCGUUCACUCUACGGUUCAUGGUCGACUCACAUAUCGUCGGCAUGAACUGGAUCGAGGCUCCCGCUGGAACGUACGACCUGUUGUCCGGAUCUGAGAAGCGCUCGAAUUGUCAAAUCGAGUUGUCUCUUCACUACAAAGACCUUGUCUCACACACCCCGGAAGGGGAGUGGCUUCCUAUUGCCCCGCUGCGCAUCCUCAGCUUCGAUAUCGAGUGCGCGGGCCGCAAAGGCAUCUUUCCCGAGGCCAAUAUCGAUCCCGUCAUUCAAAUUGCGGCGAUGGUGACGAGACAUGGCGAGGCCAAACCAUUCAUUCGCAACGUCUUCACUCUUAACACGUGUGCACACAUUGUUGGAUCGCAAGUGCUCGAGUUUCGAGACGAAAGGGACCUGCUCCUCGAGUGGUCCAAGUUUGUCCAGGCUGUUGACCCGGACUUGAUCAUUGGGUAUAACUCUUCGAACUUUGACCUGCCGUAUCUUCUUGAUCGUGCCAAGGCUCUGAAGAUUCCCAAUUUUGCGUACUUGGGCCGACUGCAAGGUGUCCGGUCAGAGGCACGCGACACCCACUUCUCAUCCAAGGCAUUCGGGCAGCGUGACUCGAAGGCUGUUAAUAUUGAUGGACGCCUCCAGAUGGACAUCAUGCAAGUCAUUCAGCGCGACCACAAUCUCCGGAGUUACACGCUUAACGCCGUGUGUGCUCACUUCUUGGGCGAGCAGAAGGAAGACGUUCACCACUCCAUCAUCACCGAGCUCCAGAACGGUACAGCUGACUCUCGCCGCCGACUUGCUGUGUACUGUUUGAAGGAUGCCUAUCUUCCACAACGUCUGCUCGACCGCCUCAUGUGCCUGGUCAACUACACCGAGAUGGCGCGUGUGACAGGUAUCCCCUUCAAUGACGUCCUUACUCGUGGUCAACAGAUUCGAGUCGUCUCUCAAUUGUAUCGCAGCGCCGGUGAUCAUGGGUAUCUCAUCCCCGCCAUGCGGAGUGAAGGGACAGACGAGCAAUACGAGGGAGCUACGGUCAUCGAGCCCCGCAAGGGAUAUUACGAUACUCCGAUCACCACGCUUGACUUUGCAUCGCUAUACCCUUCCAUUAUGAUGGCGCACAACCUGUGUUACACGACAUUGCUGGACAAGUCAACCAUUGAACGUUUAAAGCUCGUCGAGGGCGAAGACUACGUGCAGACUCCGAACAACGACUUUUUUGCCACGGAGAAUCGCCGGAAGGGGCUGCUUCCCAUUGUGCUCGAGAACCUCCUCGCGGCUCGAAAGCGUGCGAAGGCGGACCUGAAGGUGGAGAAGGAUCCGUUUAAACGUGCCGUCCUGGACGGUCGUCAGCUGGCGUUGAAGAUCAGUACCAACUCGGUGUACGGCUUCACUGGCGCCACUAUCGGCAAACUGCCAUGUCUGGCGAUUUCCACCUCGACCACGGCAUAUGGUCGACAGAUGAUCGAGUUGACGAAGCAGGAGGUCGAGAAGGAGUACUGCAUCAAGAAUGGGUACGAGCACGACGCACGUGUUAUCUAUGGUGACACGGACUCUGUCAUGAUCAAGUUUGGCUGUCCAGACCUGCCCACAGCCAUGCGACUGGGUGCUGAGGCGGCCGAACUGGUCUCGGCAAAGUUCAAGAAGCCCAUCAAGCUCGAAUUCGAGAAGGUCUACUACCCGUACCUUCUCAUCAGUAAGAAGCGCUACACUGGACUUUACUGGACUCGUCCGGACAAGUAUGACAAGAUGGAUGCCAAGGGUAUCGAGACGGUUCGACGUGACAACUGCCGCUUGGUGUCGACAAUGAUCGAGACGUGUCUACUCAAGAUGCUCAUCGACCGCGAUGUGAAGGGCGCAGAGGACUAUGUCAAGCAGACCAUUUCCGAUCUGCUGCAGAACAAGAUUGACAUGUCACAACUCGUCAUCACCAAAGCUCUGUCGAAGACUGACUAUGCCGGCAAGCAGGCCCACGUCGAGCUUGCGGAACGUAUGAGGAAACGUGACGCUGGCUCGGCACCUUCUCUUGGAGACCGCGUGGCCUAUGUCAUCGUCAAGGGCGUUAAGGGCGCUGCAGCGUAUGAGAAGUCGGAAGACCCACUCUACGUUCUGGAGAACAACGUGCCGAUCGACACGCGCUACUACCUGGAGAACCAGCUCUCAAAGCCGCUGAUGCGCAUCUUUGAGCCGAUUCUCGGUGAAAAGGCCAGCAGUCUCUUGGCUGGUGAACACACGCGUAGCAUUCAGAUUGCGACACCUACGGUCGGCGGCCUCAUGAAGUUUGCCGUCAAGACGGCGACCUGCCUUGGCUGUCGUACCCCGUUGAAGGGAAAGAAGGAGAGUGCCGUUUGCGUCAACUGCCGGCCGCAUCUUCCCGAGCUGUACCAGAAGCAGGUCGCCACCACAUCUGCCUUGCAACUCGAUUUUGCUCGCCUGUGGACGCAGUGCCAGCGGUGCCAGGGCUCGCUGCACCAGGACGUCAUCUGCACUUCGGCAGACUGCCCGAUCUAUUACCGUCGUACCGCCAGGCAGAAGGAGGUGACUGCCGCUGUUGCACAGCUCGACCGCUUCGAGGGAGAGAUGACGUGGUAA
Cutaneotrichosporon cavernicola is the source of this 3156-nucleotide messenger RNA. RefSeq lists its product as uncharacterized. The transcript is spliced from 18 exons. Gene Ontology annotation, cellular component: delta DNA polymerase complex. The record is from RefSeq and is a predicted model, not a curated record. Gene Ontology annotation, biological process: nucleotide-excision repair, DNA gap filling; base-excision repair, gap-filling; DNA-templated DNA replication. Gene Ontology annotation, molecular function: DNA-directed DNA polymerase activity; 3'-5'-DNA exonuclease activity; DNA binding. Lineage: Eukaryota; Fungi; Basidiomycota; Tremellomycetes; Trichosporonales; Trichosporonaceae. Bases 1 to 3156 code for a protein of 1051 amino acids.